UGGGGAAACCUGGUGUAAAGCACUGUAUUUCAUUAUCCAGUGGGCUGGAUAUGAAAGCGUUCCUUUGGGGACUUGUCACUAGAGUUGCAUGCAUGCAGUCAAGCACAUUCAAGUAUUUUUCAAGAAAGCAGGGAACAUGAUCUCCGAUACAAACUGAAGCAGAUGAGUGAGGAAACUACGAAACGGGAUUUAAUCACUGUUCUACUGGGAGCGCAUUUUACUCUCUGGGAGUGAGGAGCGCUGGUGAAGGGGGUUCGCUGUACCCCGAACGUCACGUCACAGGCUGCUCUACCCUGGAAGAAAGUUUGCAUUAUCAGCCUUUCGAGUUGCUGCUAGGAGAGGGACCAAAACGUCUAACCUCAAUGCUUACAUGUUUAAUAUUUGUCUACUUUUUUUCCGUUGUAUUAAAAUGAAGUGCCUUCCCACCGGAUUCGUCUUAAAAAGUGCCUUAUUUCCCUUAUUGCUCACCUUUCCAUUGAUCAAUGGAACGCCGUCACGGUAUAACAUGUUCCAGGGAAGCGCAUACUCUGGCUCAGAACAACGACAGAGGAAUAAAAACUGGUGUGCAUACGUCGUGCACAAGAACGUGAGCUAUGCGGUCGUGGGUGGCACGGAGAGCUUUGUGCAGCCGGAGUCUGCGCCUUGCCAGAUGCAUCAACUCAACUGCGCGCAACAAGUGAUGUAUCGAACCCAAUUCCGCCCCAUGUAUAAGGUUGGCUAUAAGCUGGUGACAGAGCUGGAGUGGAGGUGCUGUCCAGGGUACCAGGGUCAUGACUGCAAAGACCUGAAAGGUGUCCCGUCCCGUCAGACAGUCCUGGGGCCUCGGUCCAACCCGCCUCCUGCCCCUGGACACAUCGCAGAGACACAGGGUCCGGGGCAGCAGGCGUGGGGUCAGGGUGGCCACCCCUGGGGGGCAGAGGGGCAGCCAGGAGAUCAGACAGGCCAGGGGGGGGUGAGUGGCCAGGUGGCGAGCCAGGGAGGGAGUCAAAGGACACAGCAGAUGGAGGAGGAGGUGCAGCGUCUGUCACAGCAGGUCCUGGACAUGCAGGCAGCCAUGACCAGCCUGUCUGCCAACCUGAGGGUGGAUCUGCAGGAGGACGCCAGCAAAAUGCUGGUCACGCUGCUCAACAACUUGCGGCAGCCGGAAAGCGUGCGUGGCGAGCAGCAGAGCAUGCUUCUGCAGGACAUCUCCCUGGAAAAGGAGUACAAAAUGGUGGACAUGGAUGAGUUCACAAACAAGAUCAACAACCUCACAGACACCCUCAACACCAAGAGCAACACCCUGGAUGACCUCCAUUCCAGGGUCAACCACCAUGACGGACAGCUACGUCUGCUAAUGGAGGCCACACAGGCCCCUCUAGCCACACCCCCUCCCGCUCCCCCGGCCAAUGACGCGGCCCUGCGCGCCUACGUGGAUGCAAAGUUUCACGCCCUAAGGGACGAGAUGAUGGAGGGCAUGGAGAUCAAGAUGUCAGACUUGAAGAACUCGUGUGACUAUAAGAUUCUGUCAGUGCAGGAGCAGUCUGAGUUCCAGGAGAACAGCUACCUCAGCCUGACCGAGCUCCUCGAGUCCAAGGAGAUGGACCUCCGCAAGGAGAUCCAGGACCUCAAGAAUGAGCUGCCUGGUCUGCUUAGGGGAGACGGAACCCCACCAGGUCUGCAGGAGCUGCAGAAAGAGCUGUUCCGGGUCUCCGGGGACCAGCCGAGACUCCAGUCCAGCCUAGAGAAGAAGCCCGAGCCUGACCAACUCCUGCCCCAUGUGGAAGAGCUGGAGGCCCAUCUAAACAUGUCAGAGAGGAGUGUGAAAGUGCACAGCCUCUUCCUAGAGGAGAAGCUAAGGAGAGAGUGGGCAGAGGGGGCUACGAACCUGAAGAAGGCCAUUGAGGACAGGAUGAGCUCCAUGGAGGACCGGGUCACCAGUCUACUGGUGGAGAUAAGCAGCCCCCUAUCUAGGCCUCAGGCUGGGCUGGAGGCACUGCCGGGUGAGGUGACCUCUCACAAGACCAGCGUUCAGGCUCUGGAGGACAGAUUCAAUGCCCUUGACCAGCUGUGCUCCACAGAGUGCAAGUCUGACCAACUGGCCAUAGAGAGCAUUCAAAAUAUCCUACAGGUCUACAAAACCAGCCUAGACACCAUGCAGUCUAGCAUGAAAGGCCACUCAGCUAGUCUUGGAGACAUGGAGGAGUUUGUCCAAGGGCAGCUCCUGAACCAUACCGCCAGUCUUACAGAUACGCAGGAAGAGCUAUGGGCUCUGAAAGGACGUAUGGGAGGACAGGAGGGCUUCCUGUCAGCCCUGGGGCUCUCUCUUAGCCAGCAGUCCCUGGAGCUCCAAGGGCAGCUUCUGAACCACAGUGCCAGUCUUGCAGGUGUAGAAGAAGCACUUGAAGCUCUCAGUGGGCGUAUUGGAGUGCAGGAAGGCUCUCUGUCAGACUUGGGUGUCUCUCUCAGUGCUCAUCUUAAAGAUGUGCGGGGAGAGCUGGGAGCUCUCAGCGAGCAUAUUGGAGGACAAGAGGGCUCUCUAUCGGCCCUGGGUGUAUCUCUCAGCCGGCAGUCCCUGGAGCUCCAGCAACUGAACACCUGUUGCCAGAGCAGCGUGGGACCGGCACAUGAUGCCAGGAACCUGCUGGAGCUCCACCUGGCCCAGAGAGAGGAGCUAAGGGCCCGGCUGGAGGAACUGGGACAGAAGGUGAGGUCCGAGGCAGACCACUGCAGGAACAGGACCGAGGGUGUAGCUCUGGACGUUACAACUGUAGAUGGCCGGGUUGCCAGCUUGGAUAACAUGUGCAGCAGGCUGGAGCCCAUCUCCAGCAGCCUGCACAGGAUCAAAGAGGGGCUGAACAAGCACGUGACCGGCCUGUGGAACUGUGUCAGCGAGAUCAACGACACCCUGCUUGCCCACACCAAGGACAUCGAAGGACUGAAGGGAACAUAUCAGAACCUCCAGGACCACUUCUCAGUCAUCACCCAGGACCUCCAUCAUCUAACCACCAGUCCUGAGAACACUGGCGUUCAUGGAGGUGUGGAGGAGUCUGGUAAUCCCACUGAGACCAAGCCUGUCCCUCAGAGCCCUGUCCUGCCCAUUGGGCCAAUACCAGACGGGGCCCUACCACCACAUAUGAUAGAGACUGGGGAGGCAGGAGCCCCCGGAAUCAUGAUCUCUUCCAAACCGCCCAAGGGGGCUGAUGGCAGCAUGACCCCUAUCAAGGGCUUCGCUGGAGCCCCAGCUUCCCCACCCUCUAAAGGGUCUUUAAAGCCUAAUAUGCCAGUUAUUUCUGUUGCCCACAUUCCCCUGAGACCGUCAUUGCACAAACCGUAUUUAACUGUAACAGGUGAGCGGGUGUCCUUCUCGGCUGGUCUCAACCUCCUGCCCUUCCCUGGUGAGGUGGGCAUCAUCCGCUUCAACAAGGUGUUGGUGAAUGACGGAGGACACUACGACCCUCACACAGGCAUUUUCAAUGUUCCCAUGGAGGGCCAUUACCUGCUGACUGCUGUGCUGACAGCCCAGAGAGGUGCCAGGGUGGAGGCAGUGCUCUCUGUGUCCAACCACAGCAUCCAGAGGCUGGACACGGCUGGUUACCUUCCUGCUAAUGGUGGCGGAGGUGGGGCUAGCUCCACUAGCUGUGACUGCGGAGGCUCAGCCUCCCUGAGCCUGGUUCUCACUCUGAAGCGUGGGGACAGGGCAGGUUUAGUCAUGACCGCAGGCAAACUUGCUAUCUCAGAGAACACAGAGGUCCUCUCGACGUUUAGCGUCGUGCUUCUCUACCCCACCUCCUCAAAAAGAUAACCCCCACCAAUGAGAAGCCUUAUAAAGCUCCAACCGUAAAACACUAGUUCUAAUUUAGAUGUGGGAAUGCCUUACAGGUAUUGUAGUAACUCAUGAUGGUACUUUAAAGCAAUCUUAUGACAGAGCUUUCAUACAAAAAGAAAUGUGUAUCAAAUAUUUUAUCAUAAGAUCGUUAUGGAGGGAACGGGGCUGGCUACUGCCAUUCAUGGAGUAUUCAUAUUUAGUGAUUAUAUUCUAAAGGCAACGUUUUUUUAAAUGACAUCUUUGAAUGUAUGCUUGUGUUGAUGUGUGUGUUCAAUUUGUUUACAUUUUUAAACCUGUGUAAUUUUAGGUAUUUGCAAAUGACUAUUUGUAUUGAGGACUAUCAAUUGUACAUAGCAUUGUAAGCGGAACUACUGUUAAACAAAUAGACUGGUCCUUUUCCUACCUGACAAGGGAUGCAGAACUUCAAAACGAGCACAGUUGUUUUGAAAGAUCUUUGUAUUUCAUCACCUCCCAGUGAGUCACAAUGUUCUUUAGGAACAAUGCCUGAAAAUGAACUGUUUUGAAUCAGAGAACUUCAAUUCUGCCCCUGGUACCAGUAAUAAAAGCUUUGUCUAAACAGUGGCCAUGAGUGUUUAUUAACUAUUGUUUCAUUAUAUAGGCCUAUUGUUAAUUAAUAGUAUCACUAUAAAUGAUAGAAUGGUUAAAGGGAUACUUUGGCAAUUAGCAUGCUAGCAUGUACCCAUAGAUUUCCAUUGA
Messenger RNA from Oncorhynchus keta (chum salmon), 4525 nucleotides. Its product is annotated as EMILIN-2-like. The transcript has 9 exons. Gene Ontology annotation, molecular function: protein binding. NCBI's taxonomy places the organism in Eukaryota, Metazoa, Chordata, Actinopteri, Salmoniformes, Salmonidae. Bases 371 to 3784 code for a protein of 1137 amino acids. The record is from RefSeq and is a predicted model, not a curated record.